ACCGUUAGGAAACGGCGUCAUUUUGUGCGACGCUCAGUUGAAGACAAGUUGUGUGAUUUUAACGCUCUUCUAGAGCGAUAAAAGUUGGUUCUUUCGUGAAAUUAUCUGUAAAAGAAUAGUAACAGAUAUUGAAGUGAACUAACUUGUGCCAUCAAAUAUGAAUAGACAGUCUGAUCAAACCCUUAAGCACGCCCAUGCCUUUUCUAGUUUAGCAAAUCAAGUGAUUUUUUUCAUGCUAUGUGACUGUUGGUUUUGCCCGCAAGAACGUCUCACUGGACUAUAUUCACUUUUAUUUUAUAAUAUUUUUGGUUACUUAGCAAGAUAUAUGAAAUUACUACUUUCUAUAUAUGAAGAAGAAGUGCCAUUCGUUGCUACAGUUAGCCGACAAUCUAAUGUACGACUUUUGGCUUUCACUGCCACUAAACUUUUGCUUGAUUUCAUCAGAGCCGUUAGUUUUGUAAUAACUGGAGUAUUUAUGUUGAUCAUGUUUGGUUUGGAGCAAGGAAUGCAGCAUUUUCAUCCAAAAUGGCUUUAUAUUACUAUUACCCUGUUGUAUUACAUCUUAACAGAAAAGGCUUGUCAAGAAAAAGCUCCACAUUUUUUGACAUGGUUACAGUUAGAAUUCUUUGAAAAUAUGGAAAUAUUUUGGACUCCAGUAAUUCUACACCUGGUAACAUCUCUUGCUUCAGGUUUCAUGAUAACGCUUGUUUGGUUAUGGUCAGAGGCAGGUUGGACACUGAUUCUGGCUUCCUGUUAUAUUAAUGUAUUUUUAGGUUUAAAGUAUAUGGAUCAUUAUUGGCAAGUACUGUUACAAGAAAGAUCAUAUCUAGAUCAGUAUCGCUAUGCAACCUGGAAAGAACUAGCAGAGAAAAAUGAUGUUUGUGCAAUAUGUUUACAAGAUAUGUUAUGUGCAAGAGUUACACCAUGUAAACACAUGUUCCAUGGAACAUGUUUAAGAAGGAGUUUAAAAGAAAGAUCGACUUGCCCCAUAUGCAAACAAGAACUAAUGUAAUGUAAAAAGAACAUUGAAACUAAUUCUGUAGAAAAUAUAAAGUUUCUAGAUAUCUAUGGCUUUUGCCAUUAAAUUUAUAUACAUAUAUUUAUUUUUAUGUUGAUCUCUUUUAUUAUUUGUAAACUUAUUUAUUAUUAGAUAUUUAUUUACAAAGGAUUUUUAUCUUGGAAAAACAAAAAAGCACAAAAAAUAUAUAUACACAUCAAUGAAACGGGAAAGAAAUAAAUGACCAAGUGACAAACAGUAAUCUUAUUUACCAAUAAUUACUUUGAUUUGUAAGUUUCAACUAAUUUAACUUAAGUUUCAAUUCUAGUCAUAAAUUAAUAAAAACACAAAAAUUUAAAAUAUAGUACAAAUAUUUUUAAAUUUAUAUUCUAUGUAUAUCAUAUUAAUAUAAAAAUGCAAAUAGUUUAGAUAAAAUGUAUAAUUAUUUCUUGUUAAGUUUUGUUUAUUAAUUAUUCAUAUUCAUUUAGCAUGUUAAAUAAUUCCAUUUACACAAGACAAAAUGGAAUUAUUCAUAUAUAUUGUUAAUUAAUUUCUCUGCGUAAAAUUUUUGAAUUUAAAUAAUUAAAUGAAAAAAUGUAAAUAAAUAUCAAAUGUGUCAUUUCCAUCAAACCAAUGAAUGUGCAAUUAUAUUUGUAAUAAAAUAUUGUUCUUUGA
This is a messenger RNA of Centruroides sculpturatus (bark scorpion), 1672 nucleotides long. RefSeq names its product RING finger protein 145-like. The record is from RefSeq and is a predicted model, not a curated record. The transcript has 2 exons. The coding region runs from base 158 to 1012 and encodes 284 amino acids. Gene Ontology annotation, molecular function: ubiquitin protein ligase activity. NCBI's taxonomy places the organism in Eukaryota, Metazoa, Arthropoda, Arachnida, Scorpiones, Buthidae. Gene Ontology annotation, cellular component: endomembrane system.